UGACUGACUACCCUGCCUCAUUGGAUGUUUGACUAGAUGUGGGGGAGUUAUGGGGGUGUUACGGGGGUGUGUCUCAUGCCCCACUGUCAGUUGACUUACUUUAAAGUGCUUUUUUAAGUUUUUCAGUUUUUCACGAUGGAUUACAGCCUCAUAAUUACUCAGCAUUAUUGCUUGUAUUUGAUUAAACUUUCCAAGCUAUUUUCGUGCUGCGCUGUUACAUGUUGAUAUUGGUAUCAUCUACAACAUUUUGAGUACUCUAGAAUACAAAUUUAAAAACACUUGCCAUGAAUUGGUGGGUUAUCAAUGUUUGAUACACCUGUACUGGAGUACAUAUUUUGGUAAAUCUCCCGGUGUUUUGAAAAUAGUAUCACCCCCGCCUAUCUGUUCCCCUUUUUCUUAAUUUAACUCUAACGAAAUUAAAUCAACAUUGUUUCAAGCAGGAAUAGUUUAGAGGGUUUCGUUGUCUACUUUGGGCCUUUUUGUCGAUGUCCACUCCGAUCUGAAGUGUCAUGAUGGACGCUAAAGAACUUCUCGAGUACAUAUGGGACCACCCACUUGAACCUUUUCAUUGUGGCUGUGCCAAAAGAGUUUUGAACAAGUACCUUAUGCUUCUUCGUAUACCAGGCGGAUACCACGAGCACAACUACUACGACUCUUGGGACCAGAAAGACGAGGAGAGACAACAAUGGGCAGCAGAUGAGACACAACCACACCAUAUGGCACAAAACGACGUAUCCCUCGAUGAAAGUCAACUUAAUCCAAAAAGAAAUCUAGACAAGCAAUCAGCAACAACGAUCCUUGUCAAACCAAGCUCGAAAAUUCCAGCUUUAACUCUGUCGAAAGUUGCCGACAAUAACCAUCAUUCUUUCCACGGAAAUCCAGUGUUCGUUGUCGAGGAAGCUAAGAAAGAGAUUGUCCCUUCACACACUCUCAAAGAUGAAACAACACGAAAACGGUCUGUGUCCAAACCCGACAAAAAUUACAGUAUUUUGAACAAAUGCGGCAUUGUGAACAAAGAAACGACAUGCAAGAUUGUGCAUUGUCUUGGUUACGGAGACAUGUUAAAAGAAAGAGACGACGUCAAAACUGACAUCAGCGAAAAGGCGCCCAAAACGUCUUGUCUUCGAGCACUGUGUAGUGACCGGACUUGGUGUGUUUUCGUGUUACUCCUUCUCUGGGCCAACGUCUUCAGGUGCAUUAUGUAUUUCUUGAAAGCGGAGACUAUCAAUGCCAAUCUUCAAAUAAUGACCCCAGUCUCAUGGUUCUUCGUGGUGGCGUCCUUGAACACCUGUCUGUUUGUCAGCUGCUACAAGGAGAGUCACUUCUACGAGUUCUUUUCAAAAUGGUCAACCCUUUUCAAGGACCCAACGACCCGUGCUCUCGGCAUGCGAGGCGCCCUGUCACAACGCUACGUCAAAGUGAUCAUUGCCGUUCAGUGGGGGGUAGCAUUCUUCAACACAGCGGCUGUCAUCUUUGUCUGCUUCAUGGAGGACGACUUUUCUGCUGGCCUCAACAAGAUUUUCUAUUUCACCGGACAGCGGACAGUUGCUUCCCUUGCUGUCACCUGCGUUGUGAUGUUUUUCUGCUCGUGUGGCUGGGUCGCUGCGCCUUCCUUCAUACUUAUCAUUUGCUUUCUCCUGCUUAGACACUUUCGAGAAUUCGACAAAGUCAUGAAGCUGCAUAUUGCAGGAUCAGACCAAGGAAUUCCCCGCCACCUCCAACAUCUCCGCGAGCGCCAUCUUGUCAUGUGUGAGACUGUUGAGAUCAUGGACCGCAGCUUCAGUGUCAUGAUGGCUUUUGUCUACGGGGUGUCCAUAAGCCUAUGCUGCCUGUUACUGUACACCUUGAUCAACAUACAAAUGGACCUUUCGGUGGUGUUCAUCACAGCUUUCUGGCUGGUCGGUACAGCGUCCAUAUUGGCUGUCACCACAUACUACAUGGCAGAGGUUAAUGUAGCAAUGCAUGCUGCGAGACAUGACCUCCAGACCGUGCAAACUCAUGGCGUCACGAUACAAGACCUCACCCAGCUGCAGUUGUUCCUUGCCAAGUUGAAUGGGCCUAGCAUGGGGUUUACCGUACUAGGCAUGGUCACCGUCACAAAGGAGUUAAUGCUAACGAUAUUUGGUCUGAUCCUGACGUACGCGGUGAUUUUGCUACAGUUCAAUUGAACAAACCCGUAAUUUCGAUCAAUGCACAACAAUGCCAAGCAGGUCCACCUCUUCUCUAAGACUUUGGGUUGCAGUUUACGGCGAGUUGGCAAGAUAACAAUCACGAAUAUUAUUAUGAUCUGCAGGAACAGACAUGAACUAUUGUAACUGAGAAGACGCAAAAAAGGUCACCAACCCCAACGUGUCAUCUUUAACCCCGCCAAAUGAAAAAAA
Molecule: messenger RNA, 2381 nt
Organism: Aplysia californica (California sea hare)
Lineage: Eukaryota; Metazoa; Mollusca; Gastropoda; Aplysiida; Aplysiidae
Exons: 9
Coding region: 510-2168 (552 amino acids)
Biological process (GO): sensory perception of taste
Cellular component (GO): membrane
Source: RefSeq, a predicted model, not a curated record